Molecule: messenger RNA, 5961 nt
Organism: Colossoma macropomum (tambaqui)
Lineage: Eukaryota; Metazoa; Chordata; Actinopteri; Characiformes; Serrasalmidae
Gene: b3gnt2l
Product: UDP-GlcNAc:betaGal beta-1,3-N-acetylglucosaminyltransferase 2, like
Exons: 2
Coding region: 356-1666 (436 amino acids)
Cellular component (GO): membrane
Molecular function (GO): protein N-acetylglucosaminyltransferase activity
Source: RefSeq, a predicted model, not a curated record
UAUAUGAUGAUCCUAAAAAAUCUGAGUUGGCUGCUCUAAAGCAGGAAGGGCGUUCUUGAUUUUCGUGGAACAUUGCACUUGGCUUUCUUAACACUCGGAGGGAUACGCAGUCAUCUUACCAACACCUCGGUUGGUGAUCCUUUAGCUGGACUUGUUCAACUUCAACAUACUUUAAAGGAAUCCUGCGGAAGGAACUGAGUUUGCUAAAACAUUAUGUUGGGUUGAGGUUUUUUUAUUUUAUAAUAAAGACUAAAGCUGAGCUAUUGCCACAGCAGCUACUUUAUAUAAACUCAUUUUCCUUUACUCAGGUUGAGUGAACCGCUGAUACCUGUUUUAAAUAAAGGACAGGACAGAAAUGAUGACAAUGCGACGUACAAAGACUCUGAUAGUUAUGGUGCUGACUAGCAGCUUUUGUCUUGUAAUAUUAUAUUCAAUGCUAAACCUGCAAGUUACUCAUCGAAGGGAAGUAGCAGAAAUACCCGCAGUUACCACCAGAAACCUAGUUCCAGCGACCACCACCAUUGGUAUCAAAGAAAACAAGAGCACUGAACAGCCAACAGAGACAAAAAGUGUUCCACCCUCUAGUACUUCAGCAGUUCAGCAAGUCACUGUUUCUGAGAGCUUCAUAAAAGAUAUUCCAAAAAGCAGCGCCUUCUGGAACAGGAAAAUGUACUCAUUGCUUGGACAACGGCCCAUUAUGGUAAAUCUUACAGGAAACAAACUAGUGAAUGGCUCUCAAUGCCAUCCUGAGAGCACUGAGUCACUUCAAAUGAACAUACAGGAUUUAAGAUCUUACCCUGAGCUCUACCAGGACUUCCUUCAAGGUAUGGAUUGUCACAGUCCACAUAUUCUAAUUGACCAGCCGAACAAGUGUGCCUCGGUUGAUAGCAAAGGUCAAGUUUUUCUUCUUUUUGCUGUUAAAUCUACCCCAAGACACUUUGAGAGGCGGCAGGUUGUCAGAGACACCUGGGGAAGAGAGGGACUACACCAGGGGGAGUUGCUUGUGAGAACAGUCUUUCUGUUAGGCAGCACAUCUGUGGAUGAUCCUAAUCUGGAUAAGCUAAUUACUUUUGAGGCUCAGGAAUAUGGAGAUCUACUCGUUUGGGACUUUCAAGACUCGUUUUACAAUCUUACCCUUAAAGAGCAUGUUUUUUUUAAAUGGGCUCUCUAUCGAUGUCCCCAGGUGUCCUUCAUUUUCAAAGGUGAUGAUGAUGUUUUUGCUAACACACCAGCUAUCCUCAGUCAUCUACAGUCUUUAGAGCCUGACAGAGCUUCCAAAUUGUACACUGGUCAAAUAAUCUCUGAUGCAAGCCCAUUAAGAGACAUCAAAAACAAAUAUUAUGUCCCCCAGUCAUUCUAUGAAGGUCCUUACCCAUCCUAUGCUGCUGGUGGUGGGUUUCUCUUCUCUGGAUCUCUUCUUAAACCUCUCUACAUCAUCUCGCACUAUAUUCCUUUUUUCCCCAUUGAUGAUGUGUAUACGGGGAUGUGUUUUAAGGCCCUGGGCAUCUCUGCAGAAAAGCAUGAGGGCUUUCAGACUUUUGACAUUCGUGAACAGGAUAGGGAGAAUGCAUGUGCGCACAAGCACUUGCUCCUGGUACAUCAGCGGAAUCCACGGCAGACUAACAGACUUUGGAGGAACAUGCACAGCCCCUUGCUAACAUGCUAACUAAGAGGGCUAGCUGGUCUAGAAACCCAGACAGUCUCAGUCUGCAUUUAUGUUGUAGUCACACUGAGACUAGGAGGUGACUGACUUUUUGAUAUAUAAAUUAUACAGUUUUAGCUUAAGCUUAAAAUUUUUUUUUUAACUUUUGCUUUAGCUGAAAAAUCUCCUGAUUGCCAUCUCUGGUUAAGGGGCCUGUAAUACUUAUUUAUGUUGCAAGAAAUGCUGGCCCGGGCGUAAAUGUCUUAUGUGCAACUAAAGUUGCUCGAAAGCUAUGUGACACUAAAUUGCACUUGAGUUGAUUAAUGUAAAGUGUCCUGCAACUCAUUUGAAGCUCAGCUACAAUAGCUGCAUUUGUCUCAAAUUCGUGAAGCAAGUUUAAUGGGUCAAAACUCUGACAAUGCAUCACAUGAUCAUGUUGACCGAAAUCACUUCAAAUGGCUGGUCUUGCCGCAUUAGUGGACAAGAAAAUAAAACAGUAGAUGGUUUAUUGGGCAACUGAGAAGAAUUAACUUUAUGUAAGUUGGGAAGUUUUUCAUUUUGUCUUGAUCCAUGACAACAAACAAAUGGGUUUCUUGAAAUUAUCCAGCUACAGUAAUAUGUGUUCAAACAGCUGCUUGUACCACUGUUCAUUCUUUUUUUUAUCAGCCUGCUAUGAUCAUGAUCUACUUAGUUAUAUUCAUUUUGUACUCUCUUGAUGCCCUCUAAUUUUACACAGAGCUCAGAUUCCUUUGGCAUCCAAAGGAUGAACAUUAUUACAGAAAAGAAAACAGAUGAACUGCUUGUUCUAAUGACACAGAAUAAGUGAGACAUCAAGUAGGCUAUAUAACAAUGAUGGCUAGUUAAACAAUUAUUUCCAAAGGGCUGACAUAAACACAACAGACUCACAUAUAUAGUAGAGAACCCUAGAUAGAUAGAUAUAUAAAAGAUAGAUACAUAGAUAUAGAAAACUGAAUAGCAUAAAGCUGGAAAAAAAAUAGCAUGGUAAAAAUUAUGUGAAUAGUGGAUGACAUUAUAUAGUGCAUCAAAAAAAUCUGUGCUGCUAAUUUAAAUAACUAGUGGAGUAAUCAAAUGUGUUGCAUGUUUUUUUUACAAUUUUAAUUGUAUAAUUACAAUUACUAUUAAGUUGCAUAGAAAUUAUGUUGCAAGCAAAUCAGAAUCUUAGUUUAACAGCAGAGGCCUUAUGAUUUAAGCAAACUAAACAGAGCAUGAUUUAUUUUAGAUUUUACUUGUCAAACUCAAUUCAUUUUGUAAUGAUUUAUGUCAUUUUUUUAAUCAUAGUAUUAUUUUAACCCCUUGCCAGGGACUACUGGUGGCCCCAAAGUUUUAUUACACACUUCUGUAACUUAAGAAUAGCUCAACCAGUUUGCAUUGAAGUCCCUGUAGUUACUGAAUAAUAUGCCUUAGUAUGUAAUAAGCCUGGGACUUUAAGGGAUUAACUAGACUUUCCAUUUCAUGAAAUCAAAAUAUUAAUUUUGGUGACCUUAAUCUUAUGUCCCCUUUGAAGUCUGACCAUAUGGUUGGAGGACAAAAAUCUUGCAUCUUUCACUAGAAGAUACCGACCUGUGCUAAAAAGGACAGAUUUGCUAAUGUGUUGCACUGUUCUGAACCCUAUUAUACUGCAAUUUUAUCACAAAUUACUAAAUAGAUGCAAUGGCCUUUUAGCAUCCAUAAGAAGUGAUCGCUGCUUGUUUGCGCUUUUGCUUCAUUGUAUAUGCAUUUACAGUAGUUUCCCUCUCAAAACACAAAAUGCUAGGAGGAGAUUAUUAUAAUCAAGCACGUACUCUGAUUUACCAAGGCUAAUAGUAAACACUGACUGUGCACUAUUUACUGCCUGUGAAAAGCAUACAAUAGGAAAGCUUACAGUAUCACACAGUUUCCAAAUGCACUUGGUGUGGAAGUUUAGCCUAUCCCUCCAGCCAAAAUGAAAUGUUUCAAAACAGAAAUUAAAAAAUAAUUGCUUAUCUUCUUAAUUUUUUUUUAAGUAUUGUGUCAAAACAAUGUCUAAUUUUUUCUCAAAAUAAUCACAUUGAAAUAGUCAUGUACUUCCUCAACAAGUAAUGACUAAUUUUUUUUUGAGAUUGACUUACCUAAGUGAGAAUCUUGAGAAACUAAAACAGGAUUUUGACCUAAUAAGUCACAAUUUGAACCUGAAACAGAGAAGGAUUAAAAAGUUUUUUUCUUCUACUUGGUAGAAAUGGGCUUUUAUACAAAAAGCACACAAGCAAAACAUUUUGUCAUUUUUCACUGAUCAUAUUCUCAUUAUGAAGUAGCGCCUGUUUAUAUUUGCAUAUAAGUUCUUAUUAGAUAUCCGACUGCAUUGGCCACCUUUAUGAGCGCAAAGUGUCUGUAGACUGACGGUCUGUCAUAGUAAAGUCACUCUUUGAGGAAAUUUCUUCUUGCUCUGUGGAAAUCCAAGUGUUUGACCAGCCAUCCUGUUAAAAUACUACAAAUACAAAAAUAAAGUACCACAAUUUGUGUGAAAGCACUGUCUCUUUUAAUAGCGGUGAGUUCUACAAAAUGUUAUUUGUUAUGUAGUAUUUUGUAGGGCAGUAUUGCAUCCCCCUGCUUCAUCAGUUUGACAGAUUUCCAAUGUUGUAUUGUUUUCAUGUUUUCAUCGUUAAUGUUGUCUCACUACAAUAUCCAGCAUGCAUUACGGAAAUACAUAACACAAACUGCGCCACUAAACAUAUCUUGACUGCUAGCCACUGAUCUAGAGGCUAAUAAAUACACUGGGGUGUGGGAGUUUUACAUUUAUGUUGUUUGUCCCUGAAACAAUGAACAGUUCAAUCCUAUCAGUUGCAACUAUCUAAUAUAUAAAUAUGUAAUAAUUUAACAAUUAAAGAGCAUCUAUCGAUUAAUGAAAUCUCACACCAUUCAUCUGAAAGUCACACAAAUGUAAAAUGAACUUCAGCUCUUUCUCAGCCUGGGCAGCUAAUGGUGAAUGACGUGUUUCAGUAGAAUUUUGAGGUGUUAAAAGCACACUGGAAGAAUCAAGUCCUUUGUUAUGUUGACAUGUUUGUGUUAUUAUAUUUUAUUUGCUUUUACUUUUAUAAUUCAGGAAAGGAAUAAAGAUUAUAUUUUUGACACUCUUCAUAAUGGUCUGAAAGUUCUCUCUGACUGUGUAAACCCGUGGAACUCUCAACUUCAUAUUCAGUUAUUAAUCUUAAGAAUUCAACUGGUAAGAAUUAUACUAUGAAAUAUGAAUUAUUAUGUAACUACUAAGAAACUAUUCGGUAAGUUAUGUACUUAAAAGAAAGGAAUUGAAGUGUGGGCCUACAUACACGUCCUUGGUGAUUUAAGGGGUGAAUAAUAAUAGGUAAGGCGGUUACAGUAAGCUGUAGCCAUGAAUACAAAUGACAUAAUCAUUACUCACUGGGCUGUGAUAAGCCAAGAAGAAAAAAAUGGAUACAUGAACACCUUAAACACAGAAUUUGUGCAGAGCGUGUAGAUUAUUCAAAGAAAUAAUGGCUGCAAUGGAAAAUAUGGAAUGCAAAUCACAAAAGAAACUCAUACAAAAAGGUUGGUUGCCUGUUCCUCCCAAUGUCAUGAUUCAAUUCUUAUUGCUGUGAAAGUAUUGUGAGAUAUUUCACACGAAUACAAAUGAACAUAAAUAACAAAAAAGUAAUAUCUUGAGUUGGUUAGAAGAACAAGGUUUCAGAUUUCUUCUCAAUGUCUCGAGCACUUACACUGGGUGCCUACUACAACCUUCAAAAUGACUUAGUACAGAUGAAUAAUUGAGGAUCAAUGGUUACAGUGAUACAAACUUUUGAAUACAAAUUCAACAAAAGUUGGGACAGUACUGCUGUGAGACACACAUAAUUCUGUGAUGGAUAUCACCACAUUGGCUUGGAAAUACUUUGACAAACCAUUGUCAAUCAACACUGUUCAUCACUGCAUCCACAAAUGCAAGUUAAGACUGUAGUAUGCACAAUGAAAGCCAUAUAUUAACAACAUCCAGAAACACUUCCGACUUCUCUCGGCUCAAGCUCAUCUGAAAUAGACUGGUGAGGUGGAAAUGUGUUGUGUUGUAAUAUAUUCCACCCAGCCUGCCGGCCAGCCUCUUCCUACUGCUCCCAAUUCCACACCUUUGGCAGAGCUAACCCAGCGCUUUGCCUCACCUGGGUACUAACAACUAGAUCUUGUUUACCUGCCUAUCAACAGCCCUCUAAAAUCUCCUCUCAGUUUUUUCACACAGCAUUGUACUUCAUUUGCUCUGCUGAAUUCUGCCUCUUUAUAACGUGGUUCUGUAUUUAUUUCUUGUAUUUACUUGCUUUUGUUUGCUCCUUAGCCUAGCCUGU